This is a messenger RNA of Staurois parvus, 324 nucleotides long. The record is from the annotation of a GenBank genome assembly. Lineage: Eukaryota; Metazoa; Chordata; Amphibia; Anura; Ranidae.
GAGUACGGAGUAGUGGCCAUUGGUGGGGAUGAGUACGGAGUAGUGGCCAUUGGUGGGGAUGAGUACGGAGUAGUGGCCAUUGGUGGGGAUGAGUACGGAGUAGUGGCCAUUGGUGGGGAUGAGUACGGAGUAGUGGCCAUUGGUGGGAUGAGUACGGAGUAGUGGCCAUUGGGUUGGGAUGAGUACGGAGUAGUGGCCAUUGGUUGGGAUGAGUACGGAUGGCCAUUGGUUGGGAUGAGUACGGAGUAGUGGCCAUGGUUGGGAUGAGUACGGAGUAGUGGCCAUGGUUGGGAUGAGUACGGAGUAGUGGCCAUUGGUUGGGAU